Messenger RNA from Trichobilharzia regenti, 460 nucleotides. The record is from the annotation of a GenBank genome assembly. Lineage: Eukaryota; Metazoa; Platyhelminthes; Trematoda; Strigeidida; Schistosomatidae.
AUGAGCUCUAACAUUUCCCCGUCAAGUAUCAAUAAUACGCUAAAUGACAGCAGACCACCAGCUAAUGUCGAACCAUACCGCCGGAAGAAUUCUAGACUACCGCUAGUCAAUUUUGACUUAAGACGAUAUAAGUCAACAUACUAUCGGCGUCUAAAAAAGUACAAUCUGGAUUGGAAGAAGCGUGUAGAAGAAUCAUAUGCGAAGAUUCUUGCAAGUGAACCACAACCUGAAACAAUGGCAGGAAACAUGGUUACUCCCCAACAAAUUAUCGUUCCAGUUGAUGUUCCUUGUAAUAGCAUGGCACCUACACCGUCAUUUGAUGAGCAUUUACCGAAUGAACAACUGUCUGCAACAGAGGAAGUUGACCAAACCGAGUGCACUCCAGUGGAUUCUGUUCGCAACGUCGUCUACAGAUGCAAGCUGAAUAUGACUACUACUCGUAUUUUGCUGGAAGAAUUAA